This is a messenger RNA of Acanthochromis polyacanthus (spiny chromis), 3305 nucleotides long. RefSeq lists its product as uncharacterized. The transcript is spliced from 2 exons. The coding region runs from base 132 to 1682 and encodes 516 amino acids. The record is from RefSeq and is a predicted model, not a curated record. NCBI's taxonomy places the organism in Eukaryota, Metazoa, Chordata, Actinopteri, Pomacentridae.
GUUCUUCUAUGAAGCCGUGCUGUAGUCUGCAUCAACCAGAGAGCCUGAGAUGAGCUGAAGUCAGCUUUAACCAGCUUUUAUUGUCACAUCCAUCCCACUGCUUUACCAACAGCAAGAUCUUCUGUUCAACAAUGCUGCUCCUCAGUGUGAAGACGUAUCCUGCUCUGCUAUGGACGAUUUGUGUUUUGUUUGCCGUGGAGUCCCUGACUGCUCCCAGUCCACAACCUAGCGAUACUAACUCACCUGUUGAAGCCUUGACUGGACUUUACGGUGACAAAGAGUUGCAGGCUACAACCUGGAAACCGAGUCACAAACCUGCAGAAGUUGGCGUUGCUGCAGCGACAGAGAGCGCAGGGCUGCCCACAGUGGAAACCCAAGAGGCUAACAGUUUAAAUAACAGCAGAGUUGGUUUGGUUGUCAUGAGCACUGCAGCACAAACAGCAGCAGAAACAGCAGCUGCAAGCGGCUCAGAUCACAGAUUGCUUCAAACCGCCGCAGCAGUGACCACAGCUGCAGGUGAAGACCAGCUCUACAGCUCCACAGACAAACAUGCUCAGGAUCAGUCCCAUCAACCAUCAGCCACCACUUCUAAUGACACGACUGCUCCUGCUGCAGCUUCUGCCGCCUUUACAGCCAUAGUGGUUGUGUCUUCUCCACAGCCCACAUCCAGCAUCGAGCCUGAGGUUACUUCCCAGAUAUCUUCCACCGUCUCCUCUCACGAGUCCACUCAGAUCUUCAAUCAGAGCCUCAGCACUCCUUCAGCUUCAACUGCAACCACAAUGACAACAAACCCCACGUCAGAGGCUGCACCUGUGUUCAACCCCACCUCUAUGCCUGAGAAAUCCAAACCCAGCACUCAUCCCACUUCUGCUGCGACUGUCCUCAUAUCUACGCUUAUGUCCGUCUCGACUGACCCUCCCAGCUCUACCGUCUCCAACAGCUCUGCAGGAGUCCUGAACCCUCGUAUCCCCAAGAGGAUACCGGUUCCAACGUUUAGCCCAACCACUCCUUCAGCUUCAACUGCAACCGCAAUGACAACAAACCCCACGUCAGAGGCUGCACCUGUGCUCAACCCCACCUCUAUGCCUGAGACAUCCAAACCCAGCACUGAGCUUCCAUCUACAUCUCAUCCCACUUCUGCUACGACUGUCCUCACAUCUACAGGAGCAGCAGGAUCGAGCUCCACGCCUAUGUCCGUCUCAACCGACCCUCCCAGCUCCACCGUCUCCAACAGCUCUGCAGGAGUCCUGAACCCUCGUAUCCCCAAGAGGAUACCGGUUCCAACGUUUAGCCCAGCGCCAGCAACUACAGCAGCACCUCGUCACGUCACAAAUAGCCCCUCCAGCACUGAGACCCAACCCUGCUCCACCCGGAGCCUGGUGAAGAACUGCCUCAUCGUCAUCGCCGCCCUGGCUGCUCUGGCCACCAUCUUCAUGGUUUCCACCAUCGUCCUCUGCACCAAGCUGUCAGCAAAGAAGUACAGAGUUAAGAAAUCCCAGCAGGGCACUGAGAUGAUGUGCAUCUCCGCCCUGCUGCCCGAGCCCAGCUACACCUACACCAGGCAACGCAACCCGGUCCGAAACGGAAUCCGGGUGAUCCCCGGAGGUGGAGACAGCGACGACGAGUUAGGAGAUAACCUCACUCUCAGCAGCUUCCUCCCAGAGAAUGACCGAUAUGUUUAAAUGGAUUCACAACCCAUGACUUUACACAUCAGAUAUUAGACUGGUCUGUGGGGUUGUCAGUGAUGUGGAAACAGUUGCUCUUUGCUUCCCCUUUGAUGUUGGUGGUUUAGCUUCCAUGCACGCCCUGUUUCUGUGGAGGAAGAGACAUGAAAACCACAAAUGUUCAAGCACCAUGAAUUGUAUCUGGUAUCGGGACUUUUUUUUUCCACUGGAGGAUUUACGUAAGUCAGGAUGAGGACAGUUGUGUGAUCAAAGGUUGAGUUUUUUAGACAUCCGGAGCUGAGGCCUGAAGGUAUUUCACUUUGCAACGGGGGACAGGAAGGCUUCGACAAGGGAUUGUUGUUUUUCACAGACGCUGUAGAGUUUAGAAAAAACUGUUCUGGAGACUGAAGGCUGAAGUGAAUGCAGGAUUUUGAUCAAUGUGUCUGUUUAAUGUGAAAUAUGCAGUUUCUGUACCGUGGUAAUUUAUUAAACACGUCUUAUUUAACUUUUAGGUAAUGCUUUCCUUUAUGAGUCUGUUAUUUCCUUAGAAUUUCUUGCAGCUUUACUGGAAAGUGUUUAAUUUGAUAUGACUUUUACAGAUAAUUAAAGAGAGGUAAAGCUUGAAGACUGUCAGUCUUUUUCAUUUAGUAGAAAUCACAUUAAAAAGCCCCUCCAGUGAAAAUCAAGUUGUUGUUUUUUACCUUGUUAACGUGUAAAUGGGUCAAUAUAUAAAUGAGGGACUUUUGAACUCCAUGGGAUAUAACUUGCAUGCAUUUUUAUUAAAAGUAAAAAAAAUCAUGUUUUUAUGUUCAUCGUGAUCACGUCUUGUAGUAGUGAAGUGGUGUGUGAGUCAAGUGUGGAUUUAUGGCAUGUCAGCAGGUUUACUACAAUAUCUUUAUAAAUAACUUUCAGUUUCAAUUUUACUCAACUGUAUAUAUAAUAUUUAGAAGAAUCCUUGUGUAAAAAGGCCAUGUGCUGUUUGGUUUUAGGCGGCCAUUUUGAUUUUAGGCCUGAAAACAGCAAAAAUGUCAACUAUGAUACAAAAAGUCCCACAAUUAUAUAUUGACCCAUAUGAUUUUAUUUAUAUGCUAGAUGGCAAUAAAAGGUAGUCUACACCAUGGCUGAACAUUUCUACCUUCUACUCACUGAUCACAGUCUUAAAAACCUGAAUACGAACAGAGUUUUAUAUGUAGCAAAUUUGAGUAACCAAUGCUGUGAGCUUGCAGAAUUGGGCUUUCUGUACCGUUAUCACUCUUCAGAAUCAGGUACCAGUUCUAACAUCUAUUGCUAAUUUUACUGCAAUAUCAAUUUCUUGACCUUCCCUGAAAAUUUCUUUCAAAUCCGUUUGACUGUUUUUGAGUAACGCUGCUAACAGACAAACAGACAGACAGAUAAACGUACGCCUGAUCGUAACAUAAUUCUGCCAUUCCUUGGCAGAGUAAUAACUCCAGGAACCUUUCUUGGAAGUUAAAAUAAGGGAGCAACAAAGUUAUUCUUGCUUAUUCCCCAUCUAACUGUGUUCUCUUCUGAAUUUUAGUUUCCAAUUCCAGUGAUAAAUAUAUAAAUGCACUUUUGUAACAUCUGUAUGUGUGUCUGUACACGGUGAAGAGUCAUAAUAAAAGUGGACUCUUCAUAAACUCA